Molecule: messenger RNA, 1080 nt
Organism: Cephus cinctus (wheat stem sawfly)
Lineage: Eukaryota; Metazoa; Arthropoda; Insecta; Hymenoptera; Cephidae
Gene: Cpap3-b
Product: protein obstructor-E
Exons: 4
Coding region: 151-1011 (286 amino acids)
Cellular component (GO): extracellular region
Molecular function (GO): chitin binding
Source: RefSeq, a predicted model, not a curated record
UGAGGCCCAGUUCGGGCCCCAGUAGUCUCUAGUCAUCAUCACGUAAAGCACCGAGGGUUACCGAAGCAUUAGGGAAAACCCCGUGACUGAUAUCGGUCGUUCCGCAAGACUACAAUAAAUUACAAUUGGUGUUCAUCAUCUGUGGCAGACAUGAAGACAAAGCUGAUUUGUCUCCUCGUGUGCCUGGGAGCCGUGAACGCUCUGACGAGAAAGCAAGAGGCUGCUGAACAAAGUCGACGUAAGACGGCCUCACCGUCUCAGAAAAAAGAGCCUGUUCAGGAAGACGAGUACGAGGAUGAGGAACUAGCGGAUGAGUGUCCUGAACCUAAUGGAUACUUUCCGGAUGCUGAACAAUGCGACAAAUAUUAUGAUUGUCGCGACGGCAAGGGUACUGAGAAAUUAUGCCCCGAUGGGCUAGUAUUCAAUGACUUCAGUCCCCAACAUGAAAAGUGUGACUUGCCUUUCGGUAUUGAUUGCUCCAAGAGGCUGAAACUCCAAAAGCCUCAACCCAGUCAACAUUGUCCACGUAUGCAUGGUUACUUCGCACAUGAAGACGCAAAGAUAUGUGAUACAUUUUAUUAUUGCGUGGAAGGUAAAUUCAACAUGAUCACCUGCCCUGACGGUUUGGUAUUCUCUGAGAAGACUGGCAUAUGCAACUGGCCCGAUGAGGCCCAGAAAAAGGGCUGCGGCUCCAGGGAACUUUUCAACUUCACUUGUCCCAAGGUCGACGACUCGGUCGCGGCGACGCAUCCUCGUUACGCUGAUGCCGAAGACUGUCAAUACUUUUAUGUCUGUGUCAAUGGCGAAAUUCCACGAAGAAGUGGAUGCAAACUUGGACAGGCUUUUGACGAAAGGACCGGCAAGUGCGAUUGGGCCCGAAAGAUUCCAGAAUGCAAGGAUUGGUACAAGGGUCAACUCACUGAUCAGGAAUUGGAUGCUUUGGAGAAUCCACCUCCAAAACCAAAACCUACUGGGGGACCAAGCAGGCGAAAGAGUUCAAGACCCACGUAGAAACAAGACUCGAUAUUUAGCAUUAAGAUACAUUUUUAUUAAUUUGUACAAUAAACAUUUUCACAUCAA